AUUAAUGCAGAAGCAUCUAUGAUAAUAGUAGUGGUUUUAUGGAAUGUGAAGUUAUGGUGCUCCUUUUUAAUGUAUAAAUUUUAUGUACAUUAUUGAGAUCAUUAAAUGUACUUAGAAUUCGAUUGUGAUGAAAACGCGAGUGAUGUGAAUUUUUGUAUGUAACUAUAAAAAGUUUUCUCGAAAGUUUGUUGUCUACGUAUAUGUCGAUUCCAAGAAAUAUUGGUGUUUUCAGAAUGGUGCAUCACAGUAGGAAUUGAAAGGAAUUCACAGGAUCACUUUGUAUAAUGAAACUAGCACCGAAGCUAUUUCUUCUGCUUUUCUCUAUCGUCGGAGGUUCAAGUAAAGAGAAAAACUCUACCUCGAAACACUUACCCAAAUGUGUUGGUUUACCUUCAUGUGGCUAUACUGUGCCCGAGGGAGAUAUAUCUUUAAAUUAUGGAGAGCCACUACAAAUAACAUGUUAUAUUUAUGACGAAUACGUUGAGAAAUAUACUAAUGCUAGCUCAAGGCUUUAUUUCACUAGAAAUAAAACAAUAUUCGAUCCAAAUAAUGGAACAGUUUCCAGUUCCCACUUGCCACCAAUUACCUACGAUAGAUCUUUUAUAACUCCAUAUGAUAAAGUUGAUCUAAAUGAUGAAACUGCACCGAGAAUAGAAAUUUUAGACGAGCGUAGCAUCCAACUCACUAUUCCAAAGCCUGAGAAAACUGUAAAAGAUUUCUUUGCCUGUCUACUAAACACAACAGUCUACCAAACAGAACAUCAAAUGACCGCUUGUACUAAUGUUGUUGCAGUUGGAGUGCCACCCCAAGAGGUUAAAGACUUUGCCUGCGUAUCCGAGAAUUAUGAAAAAUUGAAAUGUACAUGGACAGCCCCCGAAAAUUAUGUGAUGACCCAAUAUAGACUGGAAUAUAAUUUUAAGUCCACGAAACCCAGACAUAAAUUGAAAAAUGGCAAAAAAGUUCGUACAAGUGGUACGAGCUCGUACAAAUAUAUAAAAAAAAAAGGUACGCAACACCAUUGCCCAACCUACCCAAUCACCGACAUUACCUCUGAAACUGUUGGGGGGAAUUUGAGCUGUUCAUGGACCGUAAACACAACCCCGCAAUACAGACAGUCAAAGCAAUUGUUCAAGUUUACUCUUCGCAUAAACAACACUCUUGGAGAAAGGGUCCAACACUUUGAUUUCGACCACUUCAAACACAUGCGUCCCAAACCCGUUGAAGAUUUAUUUGCUACUGCUACAUCUCCUAGCUCAUUAAUUCUGACGUGGCAUUAUAAUUCCAAAUUAGAUGGUUUUGUAAGACCUCUAGAGGGAGAAAUACUGUACACUUGCCAGUUGUAUUGCAACCAACAUUGGUCUCUUGGAGGUAGAUUUAAUACGUCAAAUGAUAGAAAAAUAACAAAAUAUGAAUUAAAGAAUCUGGAAUAUCCACACACAUUGUAUGAUAUACGUGUCAGAAUAAAACCUUUAGAAGGAGAUGAAAAAAUGUGGUCAGAUUUUGCUUUUGAAACGAAAAGAACACUGAGCGAUUUGCCGAACUCUCCACCUUUGGUGAAUCAAGGGUCUUUCCAAAUAGAAGUGAACGCAAUGAAUUCGCUCACUCGAGAUGUUUACGUUUAUUUCCAAAGUGUUGAAGACUAUGAAAAAAAUGGAGAGAAUUUUACAUACGAAGUCAUAGCUACGCCUCCUUUGGAAAUAAAGGAAUUAACAAAGUCGUACGCCAAAUUCGAAGGUUUGAGUGAAAGGAAGUAUAUUAUUCGGAUAUGGUCUAAAAAUGAAGUUGGUAGAUCUAUCAAUCAUUCAGAAAUAAUAAUACCAGAGCACCCUUUGGGCGAGCCUGAACAGUUUUUUAAAAUAGAAAGAAGCUUCAAUACUUACGAAUUGCAAUGGGAGCCUCCAUCACAUCACGGAUUGAUUACAAACUAUACGUUGUUUUGGUGCGUCAAUGAUAGAGAAAGACCUUACCAGUGCAAGGGUUACUUGGAUUGGGUUGUGUUAUCAAAUACUACAUUCAAAUAUAACAUGACUUCGAACGAUCACGUCAUUCUUCAAUUUGCAGUUUCCGCUAACAACGAUAUAAGCAGUAGUGGUAUGCGUUGGGCGGAAUGUACAGUAUUAGCUAACAAAACUGUGGGCAAAAUGAGAAAUGUAUGGGUAAACAAAGUGGGUCCAGAUUUUAUUGAGCUUUCAUGGAAGUUAGAAUGCUCUGAUAUAUUAAGCGAAGUUACUGGUUUUGUUAUUACUUAUUGCAGUAGUACCAGCACUUUGUCCAAGGCAAAUGAGUGUGAAGGAGAAGUAAAGAAUAUUACUAAACCAGGAAGUUUAAGCACUGAAUCUGCUAGAAUAACCAAUCUUACCCCAUAUACUACUUAUCUACUAGCAGUAAGCGUUAAGAGUACAAAUACAGUGAGUCAACGCAGUGAUUGGUGUAGAAAUGUAACAUCACCAACCGCUCCUUCCAUUCCUUUAAAUGUAACUCCAUCAAAUGUCACUAAUUCUUCAAUUACUGUGACGUGGUCACCCCCAGAAAAAUUAAAUGGUCCACUUAAUGCUUAUAUUAUCCGAUACAAUGAUAAAGAAAAGAAGGUAGAUGCAAUUAACAGAACGAAUAAGGAAAUUUUAAAUGAUCUAGAGAGUUAUACAAAAUACGUGAUAUACAUGCGAGCUUGUACUGGUAAUAUGUGCUCAGAAAAUUCUAAAAAUGAAACAGUUGUUACAAAAAUGGGAAUUCCAGCAAAGAUCUCCAGACCAUACGUAAACGGAAACUCCGAUGAGAAUAUUAUACGCUGGGAUAAACCGGAUCCACCGAGAGGAGAUAUAAACUAUUACGAGUUAAGUAUAACUCGCGAUGGUUUCAACAUGGAAGAGGGGAGCUUAAAAAAUAUAACUGAUGCCAAUAAUUAUACCAUAGAAAACUGUCGAGAUGCAGGCCUCCACACGUUCUUUGUUGCCGUAAGAGCUGUCAAUAUCAUUGACGGAGAACAUGUUAUAGCACCAUGGAGUGAUACUGUUAAGAUAUACUGCUAUAAAUCUUCGUGGUAUAUAUUCAUUUACGUAUUCCUUGGUAUUUGUGGAAUGAUACUUAUUGGAAUUGGACUUAAAAAGCUUUACAUGUGUUGGAAUAUCGCAAGACACGUUGAAAUUAAACUACCUCCUGGUCUGGCACCAGCUGUAGAACAUCACAACGAGAAAAAUAUGGAUAUUAUAGAAAGAAAUUUCACUCACGAUCCAGAUGAAGAACUUCUUCUGGAACGAAUGAAUGAAAAGUGCCAAGCUGUUGAUUCCAGCGGAUGCAGUUCGGGUCAAGAAAGUAUUAGCUCUUCAGUUGAAUCUACUACACAUUUGUCUGUAGAUUCGGGCACUGAUCAACCUAGAAAUGUAUCCGAUGAUAAUAAAGAGAAUUCAUUAAGGCUAAGAAAUGUGUCAUCGAAAGGAUACGUGAUGUAUGAUCCAACGCCACCAGUAAAUAGAGGAACAAAGCCUCCACCAGCUCCUGCUGGAAGUUAUUGUCUUAUUGGAGUAGAUAUAACUCCUAAACCCAACCCAGAUACUCCCUAUGUUACAGUAAGUGAUGUAGAGCAACCGGUUCUUUCCUAUGGUGCAAAUGAGCCAUUACCUGAAGGCCCUCCACCAUAUGUGGUAACCGAUAUCUUCAAAACAACAAACCCCGGAUAUGUGCCAUUCACCCCUAUGGAACCCGCUAACAAAAAUACGGGAUAUGUAGUGGCUGGGGAUUUGACGUCUCUGCCUGCUCCAGAAGCCCAGAAAGAGUUCAUGGUAGCUGAUCCACAGGUAGCGCUAAAACCCACUACAGUAUGGCAAGAGCCACUGUUGGAACCCUCCUCGCUUCCUAAGCCAGGCUACGUGAGUGUGGGUGAUGCUCUUCCUCCCAUAACUGUCAGAGAAGCCAAAGGAUAUGUCCCCCAUAGACAUUUUGAAAAGACACUAAAAGAAGAAUAGUUCACGCAUUCUUGAGACUUUUAUUUAUACUUUAAAUCUUAUAACCUAAUUUAAUGUUAAAGUAAUUCAACAUAAUUGUUAAAAAGUGUUCCUCAAAGCCAUUUUUAAAUUAACGCAAUAUAUAUUUUAAGAAUGAAUUGAUUUUCGUAUUGAAUUGUUUUAGUAUGAUCUUUUUUAUUUGAACAUGUGGAAUUUAUAUCAUACUACCUCCUUAAAAGCUCAAAAUUUGGUAUAAAGGGCCAAGGAAAAUAUACUUGUAGAUGAAAUUGUAAAUUUAAUCCACAGCCUUGUUUAAAGUUUUUUGCUUUUAGAAUCAAGGGGUUUGUCUCAUGUACCACCUCUACAUGUGAAAACUUAUAACAGAAUCCAACGGAAAUUAAAAUAAUUUCUCGUUGUGAAUAUUUUUAUUUUUAUUUAUCGUAUAAACGUAUAUUUAAUCUCUAAUAAUAGUGUAAAGUGUAAACAUUACACUAUUAUUUUAUAAUCACGUUCCAUCCCUUUUUAUUCUUGCUAGAGGUGGAGAACUAUCGAUAGCCAUGGCUUCCGUUAAUUAUCGAUAGUCUAACACGUCAUUUUGGAUCAUUAUCGAUAGUUUUCGAUAGUAGGAGAGUAAGAGUAGAAUAAGAAAGUAUGUAAAAUAAUGGAAUAAAUAUAUGUCAAUGUUUAUUUUGGUAAAAUUUUGAUCAUCUAAACAAAUGUACAACAUAACAUAUUUUUUUAUUGUUUUACUUACUUUCCAAAACAGAAGCGGAUCAGUCUCUUCAUUUGAGUUGGGUCUUUCCAGAUAUUUGAUCAAAUGAAAAGGCAGAUAUCGAGCACAGUUUAUUAAUUAAAUAUUUUUAAAAUACUCUCUCUUCCUAGAGCAUCUUCAGUCAAUUUUGGCCUAUCCAACGAUUUGUGGAGGAUGUCGUAAACAUAAAAUUAUGUAUUACACUACACUACGCAAGGACAAACAGUUUAAAAUUUUUAAAAGGAGAAGC
Molecule: messenger RNA, 4942 nt
Organism: Diabrotica balteata
Lineage: Eukaryota; Metazoa; Arthropoda; Insecta; Coleoptera; Chrysomelidae
Source: the annotation of a GenBank genome assembly